Molecule: messenger RNA, 1071 nt
Organism: Beta vulgaris subsp. vulgaris (sugar beet)
Lineage: Eukaryota; Viridiplantae; Streptophyta; Magnoliopsida; Caryophyllales; Amaranthaceae
Exons: 2
Coding region: 1-1071 (356 amino acids)
Source: RefSeq, a predicted model, not a curated record
AUGGUUGAAACUCAAUUGGCUCAAAUGGUGGGUUCUAUGAAAAGUGCUUCGACUACCCAACUCCCUAGUCAAGGUGUAAAUCGCAAUGAACAAGCCCAUGCUAUAAUCACUAGGAGUGGUAGACAAUUGGGGCAUCUGUGUGUAAAUGGGGGUAAGGCAAUGAAAUAUGACAAACAAUUGACCAAUGCCUUGAUUGAGGAUGGAGAUGAGAAAGAUGAUGACCCCCCUACACCACCACCAAAAGCCAAAGAUGAUGAGCUAGUCACAAGCACUCCGCCUCCUUACGUAGCAAAACUCCUCUACCCAAGUAGGUUUGCUACUUCUAAGCUUGAUGAUCAAUUUGCUAAGUUCCUUGAGGUCUUGAAAAAGUUCCAUGUUAAUAUCCCAUUCAUCGAAGGAAUAAAACAAAUGCCAACUGAUGCUAAGUUCUUAAAAGUGAUCCUAUCCAAAAAGAGGGCCUUAGAUAGUGUGGACACCAUUAACUACACCAAGAGUCAUAGUGCUAUAAUUCAAAACACGUUGUACACUAAGUUAAAGUAUCCCGGUAAUUUCGAUAUACCAUGUGCUAUUGGUGAUAUGACCAUUGAUCGACCUUUAUAUGAAUUGGGGGCUAGUGUCAGCUUGAUGCCACACUCCAUUUGCAAAAGAUUAAAUGGAGGAGAAAUGCCCAUAGAAAAGUUAUAUAUUUCCGUGGACUUUGUGGUGCUUGUAAUGGAUGAAGAUCCAAAUUUUCCAAUCAUCAUAGGUAGACCAUUAUUAACUACAACGGGGGCGAUUAUUGCUGUUGAAAAUGGCAAGUUAAUAUUUAGGGUAAGAGAUGAUAAGAUUGAAUUUAACCUCGUAAAAAUCAUGAAAUGUCCACCAUUUACGGAUAAUUGUUUUAGAGUUGAAACAACUAAUUAUGAUGUGUGCCAACCCAUGCAUGCUUAUGAUUAUGAUUUUCUCGCUCUUGUAUUGUUAAAUGAUGAUGAUUGUGGAAGUGAUGAGGUGAAGUCAAUAGUUGAGCUACCUGACUCCACCCCAACUCUUGAACCAUUUAAUGAUGUGUUCUUUGCUCUUGAUGAGAAAUAG